Molecule: messenger RNA, 1416 nt
Organism: Trachymyrmex septentrionalis
Lineage: Eukaryota; Metazoa; Arthropoda; Insecta; Hymenoptera; Formicidae
Exons: 3
Coding region: 1-1416 (471 amino acids)
Biological process (GO): DNA integration
Molecular function (GO): nucleic acid binding
Source: RefSeq, a predicted model, not a curated record
AUGUCACAAAGUCUAACAGAUUCUCAGCGCAACUAUUCCCAGUUCGAAAAGGAAGCUCUUGCAUUGGUUACGGCGGUCGAACGAUUCCAUAAAUUCGUCUGGGGAAGGAAGUUCAUCUUACAAACCGACCAUAAACCGCUUGUCGCUCUCCUCCAAUCUGAAGACACAAAAGGUCUAAAACCCACUACAGCGGCUCGUGUCAAGCGCUGGGCCAUAAGACUACUGGGUUACGACUUUGAAAUCGAAUAUGUCCACUCACAGGACUUCGGUCAAGCAGACGCUUUAUCGCGUUUAAUACAGAAAUUCUGCCACGAUAACAUGAAGACUUACAAAGACUUCUCCAUCGAUAAAUUUGAAGAAGAACUUCGUCUCAAGUUAAAAUCGGCUACCAGUACUGACCCCGACCUCCAAGCUAUCAUGGAAGCUAUUCGGAGCAAUAAAACUCCUACUAUCAGUUCACCUACGGUGGAACACUAUAAGAAACGUCUUGACUUCCUGUCAAUCGUCGACGACAUCUUACUAUUCGGAGACAGAGUAAUCAUACCUCAAGGUAUUCAAGCCAGUAUCCUGUCAUCUCUCCACAAAGGCCAUCCCGGUAUUCGAAGAAUGAAGCAGCUCGCACGUGAAUACGUCUACUGGCCAAAACUUUCCGAGGAUAUCGAACGUAUAGUAAUACGGACCGAUAGACGGCCAAUAUCUACUCGUCUUCGUGGACGCAUUUUCAAAAUUUAUCGAAGUGGCUAUCAGUGGCCAACUAUUUCUGCAGCACGCACAAUAGAAAUAUGUCGGGAAAUAUUCUCCAGGUAUGGUCCGCCUGAAAUAUUAAUAAGCGAUCAUGGAACGCAAUUUACAGCAGAUAUCUUCGCAAACUUUUGCAAAGAGAUGCACAUCGCUCACAUUCUGUCCGCCGUCAACCACCCUCAAUCUAACGGACAAGCUGAGAGAAUGGUCGACUCCGUAAAAAGAGCUAUCGCAAAAAAUCCUUCCAACUGGAGGAAAGAACUCCAAGACUUCCUUUACAGUUACAGACAUACACCUUACUCCGCAACCUCAAAUGGAAGAUCUCCAGCCGAAUUAAUGUUUGACAGACAUAUUACCUCUCCUUUCACCAAAUUACUCCCUAUACUACCAAUAUCCCCAUCCACUUUUCCAAACAAUCUCACGCAGAAACAGUUGGAGAUGCAACAACAAUUCGAACAUCAUCACGGAGCUCGUCACAGAACUCUCAAUUUGGGAGACCGAGUCAACGUGGCACUAAAAGACAAACGCGAACAGGGACACAUCAAAAACAUCUUAUCGAAUACACGCUAUCUAAUAUUACUGGACAGUGGCAGGUCGGUCGAACGACACAUCAACCACAUUUGGAUAGGAGGUAGCACCCCGGCGAAUCCUGAUUCUUUAACCUCAGAUGACUGA